CUACCGCAAAUGAGAUGAAACAGACAACUAGGUCUCUCUCUCUCGUCUCGAUCGCUCUUCUUCGUGAUCUCCGAACGGCGACUUCGUCCACACGCCAUUUCCCUCGAUUCAUCCACCUUCAUCGAUCGAUCCCCAUUUCUUAAAUUUGAACCUCGCGCUGGGAGCGAAGGAGCAAGAGUUGAAGAAAGGGGACUCGUUCGCCAUGGGGAACGCUUCUUCCAUGCUCACGCAAUACGACAUCGAGGAAGUCCAAGAACACUGCAACUAUCUCUUUUCGCAGCAGGAGAUUGUCGCCCUCUACAAUCGCUUCUGCCAGCUCGAUCGCACUGCGAAGGGCUUCAUCUCUUCGGACGAGUUCCUCUCCAUUCCCGAGUUCUCCCUCAAUCCCCUCUCCCAAAGGCUGCUUAAGAUGGUUGAUGGGUUGAACUUCAAGGACUUUGUUGCCUUCUUGUCAGCGUUUAGCCCGCAAGCCACCCCCCAACAGAAGGUCGAACUCAUUUUUAAAGUGUAUGAUGUCGAUGGUAAAGGGAGAGUCACUUUCAAGGACUUGCUGGAGGUGCUUCGCGACUUGACGGGUUCAUUCAUGUCAGAGGAACAGAGAGAGAAAGUUUUAGGUCAGGUUUUGGAGGAGGCAGGAUAUUCAAGAGAAUCAUCACUUUAUUUGGAGGACUUCAUGAAGGUUCUCUCCAAAGCAGGUUUGAAAAUGGAGGUUGAAGUACCUGUCGAUUAAGUCGUAUAGCGGGGGCAAUAGGUUGGCUCAUUAUACACGUUACAUAAUUGCUGCAAUAAAAUGUAAUUAUGCUAUAUAUAUAUAUAUAUAUAUAUAUAUAUAUUCUUUUCCAUGGUUGGACUUGGCCUAGUGGUGCUCAUGUUCAAUGUUCUAUUGUAAAAGCAUCUUUUGAAAAAGUGCUUUGGUGCAAUUACCCUCAUGGGUAUUAUUAUUAGGGACCCUUUGCAGCAGUGGUAACCUUCCCUAUGAGCAACAAAAUGGGGCAUAGAAGGGAGUCAACUGCAAUUGAGGAGCCGACCAGAAUUAAGUAGGAGGGCUUGUUGAUGACUCUCCUUAUGAUCAAGUACAACACAAUUGACACUUCUCCACACUGAAUUGAUUAUGAUUUGUUAUUGUUUGCCCUCCUUUUUGGAUACCUUAUUGGGCAGUAUUUGUUAUGGCAUCUUGAAGCAGAACCACAAUUUACAAAGGUGAAAUGGUAGAUCCACCCACUAUUGUUUUCUUAUUUGUCAUAAUAAGAUUAAUUUAUAGUUCUGCGAA
Zingiber officinale is the source of this 1270-nucleotide messenger RNA. Its product is annotated as calcineurin subunit B-like. Gene Ontology annotation, molecular function: calcium ion binding. Bases 203 to 730 code for a protein of 175 amino acids. NCBI's taxonomy places the organism in Eukaryota, Viridiplantae, Streptophyta, Magnoliopsida, Zingiberales, Zingiberaceae. The transcript is spliced from 6 exons. The record is from RefSeq and is a predicted model, not a curated record.